Molecule: messenger RNA, 2864 nt
Organism: Anolis sagrei ordinatus
Lineage: Eukaryota; Metazoa; Chordata; Lepidosauria; Squamata; Anolidae
Gene: AFG2A
Product: AFG2 AAA ATPase homolog A
Cellular component (GO): cytoplasm
Molecular function (GO): ATP binding; ATP hydrolysis activity
Source: RefSeq, a predicted model, not a curated record
CAGUAUUGAAUUGAGACUCCCAAGAGGAAAGAGAGAGGAGCUCGUGGGUGGGAGCCAGGCGCGCGUGCCCAGCGCUAUGUCUUCCUCCUCCUCUUCUUCUUCUUCCAAAAGGAAAAGCAAAGGGCGCCCUCCUCCCGAGAGAAAUGCCUCCUCCGCCUUGCAUUUCACCGCUGCAGACUUCUUGGAAAAAACGGAUGAUAAAGUCCCGGAAGCAUUCAAAAGAUCUUUUGUGCAGCUGGCACUCAGCAACAUGAAGACGGCAAAUAUCUGCAUUGGGCGGCCAGUUUUGCUGACCAGCGCUAAUGGACAACAAGAGGUCUGUACCGCGUGGCCUGUUCCAGGAUUUUCCGGUGGAACAAUUGGUUUAAGUGAAAUCACACAGAAGAAUCUGAAAGUAGUGCCUGGUAAUGCAGUCAUGGUUCAGCCUGUGACUGGUGCCUUGCUGCAAGCGGAGGAAAUAGUUGUAAAACGCAAGGCUAAAGAUGGCUGUCUUAAUGCAGAUGAGCUCUUCGCUAGUUUUCUGCAUAAUCUAGAUGGUAAAGUUGUAUUACCAGGAAAUAUCCUGCAAAUCACUUUUUAUGGCAGGUCUUGUGACUUGAUAGUUACAGAAGUGAAAGGAACAGAUGGCGUUCUGCUAAAAAUGCCAGACAGCUCAAUUUCUAAGCCCACAGAGGAAUCAUCACUGGAGAAUUUUGAUACCAGUGAUUUCGACUUAUCUGCGCAGCUUGGCAAACUCCUCAUUGAGGAUAGUCAAGGAGCGACAUCUACCAGUACUCCAUGUAAGGAGGCAGAUCACAGCAUAUCAGUUAAUGUUUCCAACGAUGCCCUUGUAUGCAAUGAACUGAGUUUUGGCUCAAUAGAAAAGAGUUCGUUUGGUGAUGGUGCUCCAAUGUCCAUUUCUCACUGUGAAGUUAGUGAUAAAGGUUUUGGAAGUGAAGAAGUACUACAGAAUGAUAAAAGAGGAGCACCUUCGACGUCGCAGACAUUUUACUUCAUCUCAUCAAGGACUAAGAUCAGAUUCACUGAACCUCGAAGCAAAGUAACAGAAGAAUGCAAUCUUGAGCCAAAAGUUACUUAUGAUUCAAUAGGUGGACUCAGUGACCAGUUGAAAAGUAUAAGAGAAAUUAUUGAACUUCCUCUGAAGCAACCUGAUCUCUUUAGGCGUUAUGGAAUCCCGCCUCCAAGGGGGGUGCUGCUCUAUGGCCCUCCAGGAACAGGGAAGACGCUGAUCGCCAGAGCGGUUGCCAAUGAGGUGGGAGCUCAUGUCACCACGAUUAAUGGUCCAGAAAUAAUAAGCAAGUUUUAUGGAGAGAGUGAAGCCAGGCUACGACAAAUAUUUGCUGAAGCAUCUCUACGUCGACCAUCUAUUAUAUUUAUUGAUGAAAUUGAUGCACUCUGUCCAAAGAGGGAAGGGGCACAGAAUGAAUUCGAGAAAAGGAUUGUAGCUUCCUUAUUGACAUUGAUGGAUGGCAUUGGAUCAGAGGGCAACGAAGGGCAACUCUUGGUACUUGGAGCCACGAAUCGUCCCCAUGCUCUCGAUCCAGCCCUGCGCAGACCUGGCCGCUUUGACAAGGAGAUAGAAAUUGGUGUCCCCAAUGCACAAAACCGGCUAGACAUCUUCAACAAGCUUCUUAAUAAGGUUUCUCAUUCAUUGACGGAGACAGAGUUGGUUCAAUUGGCUGAGAGCACCCAUGGAUAUGUAGGAGCAGACCUGGCGGCACUGUGCAAAGAAGCAGGACUAUAUGCUUUGCGGAGAGUGCUUGGGAAGAAAGGAAACGUUUUAGAUGCCGAGGUGUCUGGAUCAGUGAUUAUCACUCCUGAUGACUUUCUGAGGGCUGUGAAUGACGUCAGGCCCAGUGCCAUGAGAGAGGUGGCAAUUGAUGUACCAAAAGUGUCCUGGUCAGACAUUGGGGGGCUGGAAGAUGUCAAGUUAAAACUGAAGCAAGCAGUUGAAUGGCCUCUGAAGCAUCCUGAGUCAUUCACCCGAAUGGGUAUCCAGCCACCGAAAGGUGUGCUUUUGUAUGGACCUCCAGGAUGUUCAAAAACAAUGAUUGCUAAGGCAUUGGCCAAUGAAAGUGGGCUGAACUUCUUGGCAGUGAAGGGACCAGAACUGAUGAACAAGUAUGUUGGAGAAUCUGAACGUGCAGUCAGAGAGAUAUUUAGGAAAGCCCGAGCAGUUUCACCUUCCAUAUUGUUCUUUGAUGAAAUCGAUGGCCUUGCAGUAGAACGGGGAAGCUCUUCAAGUUCUGGAAAUGUAGGAGACCGUGUCUUGGCACAGUUAUUAACAGAAAUGGAUGGGAUUGAACAGCUAAAGGAUGUGACCAUCUUGGCAGCUACAAACAGACCAGAUAUGAUAGACAAGGCUUUGAUGCGACCUGGUCGGAUUGACAGAAUCAUAUAUGUGCCUCUGCCUGAUGCAGCCACUCGCAGAGAAAUCUUGAAAAUUCAGUUUCAUACCAUGCCCAUCUCAGAUGAAGUCUGCCUGGAUGAGCUUGUUCAACGGACGCAGAAAUAUUCAGGAGCAGAGAUAAUUGCAGUGUGCAGAGAAGCUGCCCUACUUGCCCUUCAGGAGGAUAUUCAAGCCAAAUGCAUUAUGGGACAGCAUUUUGAACAAGCCUUAGCUAUUGUGACCCCUAGAAUUCCAGAUUCGCUACAGAAGUUUUAUGACGACUAUCAGCAGAAUAGUGGUUUGCAUUCACUUUGAGAAAUUGAUUAAUAAUGGUUCAGCGUGCAGUACGACUUCAAGAGCUCUUCUAGGAGUUGAAUAGCUUUUUUGUGUGUAGCAAAGACAUUUAUUUUUGUAAGUCAAAUGCUUGAAUUGAACUUUGCUGCAGGAGUUUUCUUAAUAAAGAGCUUGAAUAGCA